UAUUAUUUUUAUUUUUAUUAUUAUUAUUAUUAUUAUUAUUAUUACUACCCAUGCCGUCGUGGUGCCGUUCGCUUGCCGCUUUUAUUUUCGCGCGUGCGGCCGUGACGACUGCAGCCGCUGCUGUUUGUCGUUGCAGCGACGGCGACGACGGCGUCUAAGUAGGACAAACCGCGCGCGCACGCCGCCGCCUCCGCCACCGCCGCCGAGGUAAACGAACUGUGCGAGUCGAAUGGGAAACUGGACCGCACCGAUGAAUUCAUUACGCUCUCGCCGUGUGCGUGGAGUAGGUACUCGAAAGUGUGUCCGGCCCAAUCAGCUAAAUCGAGAGCCCUUUGGUUCGAUAUCUGUUGUUCGCAUUUCCCGUACGUCGUCCGCGGCAUUUUAGUAUUGAAUUUUCCACCGCCGAGACCGGCUCGAAUGUCCCCGUCGGAUUGUCGUCCGGUUCACACAGGAGGGGCCUCUCGCCGAAAACGUCUGUAGAAGGAUUUCCAGGAGGAUUUCGGACUGUCGGUAGCUGCAGGUUCCACCGACCGACGCGGAACGCCAAGCCGUCUCGUCUACACCGCCGGGCUUCGUUUUACUUUUGUCCACUAGCAGUAGUUUUAAUGGAUAUUUCACGAUAGAACACGAGAUGCAAAUUAGCCGCAUGCCGAUCCCGGCAGAUGAUUGUGCGAACAGCGAAAUGUCUGUCGACACUAGUCCUUCAGAUACAAAGACAGAUGAUUUGGAAACUACAACUAAAGUAAAUGGCGAUAGUCACAAAAAGUUAAAUGGAACUACCAUAGACAACACUAUUGAAACUGAUGAAGCCACUCAACUUGUAAUUAAAAAAGAAGAAGAAGAAAACGACGAAGAAGAUAAUGAAGAUGAAGAUAAUGAAGAUGAAAAAGCUGAAAAAGAAAAGGAUAAAAAAGAAAAAGAGCCAGAAAACAAGACUGACCCUUUAUCCAAAAGUACUGAUAAAAUAGUGAAAAAUGGGGUAUCUGAGGAACAAAAAUCUGUAGAAACCGUUAAUGAUGAAACUUCUAYAACUAAUGAUAAUGAUCCUAUGAUAAAUGAAGAAAAUGAUGAAGAAGUAAAGCCUAUGGAGAUAGAUGAAACUGAAGAUCAAACUGUUGAAGGUGUAGUUAUUAAGAAAGAAAUUUUAGAAGUUGACGAACCAGAAGUCACUGAAGACGUCAAAACUCAAGAAAUUGAAAAACUUUUKAAUGGAAAUGCAAAUCACGAAGAUGAAGUUAUCACAACUAGUAAUGAGGUAUUGAAAAAGAGUGUAGAAGAGGCAAAUCCAGUGAAUGGAGAGGUAAAACUUAAAGAAGACGAUAAACCCAUUAAAUCUGAAAAAGUCAGUCGUAAAGUUCUUGAAGAAGAGGACAUGUCAAGUGAAAUUAGUACAGAUACACUCUCACCUAAGCAGAUAGAUGAGCCAAUUGCACGCAAGAGGUCUGCUGCUAGUCACGAUGAGCUUAGUGUUGUAAGUGGAGCAAGUAGUGAUAAUGAUUUACCCAAAACUAAAAAGUUACGAUCUGAUGAAGACCAUCCUUUAUUAAAAGAUGACACUCGUGAACGGUUGAUAAAAAAUAUUGUACAGUCAAGUGGUAAAAAUGAAGUUGAAUUAAAUAGAAAUGUAGAGAAAAUACAAAAUGAAAUAAAAGUAAUCACGGAAAUAGCACAGACUAAACGUGACGAGUUAGUGACUUUGAUCAGGUUACAAAAACUUAAAGAAGAAAUAAUUGAACGAUUAAUGAUAAAAUUAAAAGAACUUGAUGCUAUUAAGACAGACAACAGCAAAGACUGGAAUUUACCAGAAAUGUUUCAAAUUAAUUUAAGCCAGCCCGAACAUAUACUUAGUGAAAAGAAUAUCUUAGAUAUUAUUGAGAAUCGUGGUGAUAGUCAACUUGAAAAGUCUACAAUUAAUAGUUAUGAUCAGAAUAUUUAUGCUCCUUCAUCAUCUAGUAAUAGUAUCACGCCAAUUGCGUCAUCAUCUAAUGCUCAAUCCAAUGAAUGGAUAGUGUCAGAUAGGGUAAACCGCACCAACCGUGUUCAAAGACCAAUAUUGCCUAAGCCUUCUGCAGCCAAUAAUCACAAAGAAGGUCGUCAAGGUCCUAUAUUAGAUGUUAAGCUAAUUAUUGCUGAUCAUCGAUCAAAAAAUCCUGAAACUGCUGUGACUAAAAGAGGCCGUCGGAAAGUGACAACCAAUGAUUUUUCAGUACCAACAUCUUCAGCUCCAUUACGUUAUCCAAAUCCUAUGGGUUUUGGUAAUCCACUUCACCAUGCYAGUGAUGGAAAUUUUAAAAAUACUAUCACAAACACCCAUGGAGUUCCAAACAAUGUUAUGGAACAUGGGUCUGAACAUAAUCGUUUUAAAGAUGUCCCUGCUUUUCCAGAAGUUACAUUGCAUCCAGUCUCGCAGCCAAUGCAGCAGCAGCAGCAGCACCAACAACAACAACAAAUCCAACAACAACCACAGCCAACAUCCCUAUUGCAUGGAAUUUUAACUAAAGGCGCCGGCACACAUCAUUUACCACUUAGUAUGUCACACCCUCCAACCAAUUAUUCGCCUACAUUAGCAAGACUCUUAACUGCACCAGAACGUUGCAAGCAAAGCAGAGGAAAACGUCAAGCACCUGCAGCUACUGUUGUGUCUUCCAAUGCGCAAUCUCGUAAUGAAAUAACUAUUACACCAGUUCAGAGUACGUCAAUGUCUUCAACUUUUCAACCAAAACCAAGUUGUUCGUCAAAUAUACCACCUGUUCAGUUAGAUGAUGAAGAUGCUUCUGAUAGAUUGGUUAUUGAUGAAGGACAAGAUGUUAUGAAUGCAAACUCUCCAUCUAGUGCUCCACAGUGUCAAGGUUGUAUGCAAAAACCUGCACAAUUUGUUUGUGCUGGAUGUGGCAAUCAAUGGUACUGCAGCAAAGAAUGUCAAAUUGAUGCUUGGGAUGAUCAUUCAGAAGUCUGUAGCGGUUAAAUUAAUUUUUACAAGUGACAUUUGUGCCAAAAAAGAUCUCUUAAAGAUUAAACUAAACAAUUUGAAGACAGUAGCUGGCUACCAUUGUUUAUAAUUGACUUUGGUCUAGAGUACAUACCCUUGGUGUGAAUCUAAGUCAAUUCACUAUAUGUGUAUGAAUGCAUGAUAUUAUGUAUGUAAAUUAUACACAUCAAAUUAAUCUUUAUUAGGAACUGACAAAUUGUUAUAAUAUAUAUAUAUUUUAUAAGAUGUAUGUGUAUAUAUUAUUACUAUUUUUUUUUUUAUAUAUAUAAAUUAUAUAAUAUACAUCGUAAUAUUUCCUAAUUCCACCCUUAGCUUAUCUGUGUGUGUAUGUAUGUCAGUGUGUGUGCGUGUGUGUGUGUAUUAGAAUCAUAAAGUUUUAUUUCAAAUACACAAAGUAUCGUGGGUCAAUGACUGUUAAUUAAACCACCCAUGGUAUGUUUUUUUGUUUAAUUG
Diuraphis noxia (Russian wheat aphid) is the source of this 3442-nucleotide messenger RNA. RefSeq lists its product as uncharacterized. The record is from RefSeq and is a predicted model, not a curated record. Lineage: Eukaryota; Metazoa; Arthropoda; Insecta; Hemiptera; Aphididae.